GACGAGAGAAAGAGAUCAGUUCAGACUGGAUGAGACGCGGCUCUGCAGUGCUCAUUCUUCAAGCCAGAUGAUGAAAUGUCCAGCUGCCGUUGAUGCUCCUGCAACUCCCGAGUAUGCUAACGGUACCUAUGCUAACGGUGAAGCUAAUCAGGAGAGAAACUGCACAACAAGACCGACAAAUGUCCCAAAUAACACCGCGGGGCCCAGACACCGCCCUCCCUCCAUCUCCUUCCCUCGUUCUCAUCAGAGACGAUAUUCUGCCGACUUCUGCAGGUGUUCCCCCUCCCCCGUUAUCACUUUGAAGAAGAACUUAAAGGAGCCGGACCCCCCUCAGCGUGUCGUCCCCCUCCUCACACCCCAAUCAGUGCCCCGUAAUCCAUCCAAACGCUACUCCUGCCCCCCAUUUGCUGUUUUUAGCGUCAAAACUCGCUCUUUGGCCUCUUCGUCCUCAUCCUCAUCCCCCCCCUCCUCCAACUCGUCCUCCUGCUCCUCUCCUCCACCUGCUGUCCAGACUUCAGUCAUCACUGGUCAUGAUCCAUUAGGUUGGAAACUGCGUCCGAAAUCGAGCUCCACCUCCCCUCGUGCUAACAGGCUAUCUCUGCAAAUCCCAUUCCCUGUCAUUCAUCGUGAAGUCCCCGCAUCAAACUCUCCAUUAACUCCAGAUCCAUCGACUAAAACCAGACCUCCUCUGCAACCAAGACCAACCCGGAGACGCCACUCCGAUUCCUCCGCCUUCCUCACGAAAUCUCACCCCUUUGUGACCCUGGAGGAGCUUCGUAACGUUCAUCUUCACGCGGUUCUCGCUCGGAGUGAGUCUGACGAUGUGUUUAGUGACGGGGGCGAGGAAGAGAAGGUAGAGGAGGUGAAGGCAACGGGCAAAGAACCGCCACCUGUCCCAGAAAAAACUGUCUCGGCGAGACAGAUAGCACAGCUGAUGGCUCGUUCACACCAACGUAAAGAAAUCAUUUACAGCAGAGUCCUGAAGACCAAACGAGAGAAUUCACACGAGACUGGUGUCUUGUGUGAAUGAUGGUCCAAAAAACUGGAGGACUGCGAGAUGAUACCAGCUGCUCUGGGGUCAGAUCCACGCCCCGAUUCCCUGGAUAAUGAGACUACUAAGUAUCAGAAACAUGUGUACACAUUACGGUAUCAUUUAUAUAAUAACACUUUAUAUUAAGGUACACAUGUUCACCAUCAACUAGUUGUUCAUUAACAUGCAUAUUA
This is a messenger RNA of Notothenia coriiceps (black rockcod), 1224 nucleotides long. RefSeq names its product serine/arginine repetitive matrix protein 1-like. The record is from RefSeq and is a predicted model, not a curated record. Bases 68 to 1030 code for a protein of 320 amino acids. Lineage: Eukaryota; Metazoa; Chordata; Actinopteri; Perciformes; Nototheniidae. The transcript is spliced from 3 exons.